AUGGCCGGUGGUAUUUCAGUCCGCGAUGUCGAUGCGCAAAAGUUCAUCGUCGCAUAUGCCGAUUUCUUGAAGAGACAGGGAAAGCUUCCUAUCCCCGGCUGGGUUGAUACCGUCAAGACUGGCCAUGCGAAGGAGCUCCCCCCUCAAUCUAUCGACUGGUUCUACGUCCGCGCCGCCUCGAUCGCCAGACACGUAUACCUCCGGAAGACUGUCGGUGUCGGCCGAUUGACCAAGGUCCACGGAUCCGCAAAGAACCGCGGCUCCCGCCCUUCACAUCACACCACCGCCAGCGGAAGCGUUGACCGCAAGGCCAUGCAAGCCCUUGAGAAGAUCGGUGUCCUGGAGCAGGAUGAGGACAAGGGAGGCCGACGCAUCACUCAGAGUGGACAGCGUGAUUUAGAUCGUAUCGCGCAGAACACUGUUGAGACUGAGGAGGAAGAGGAUGACGAGUAA
Venustampulla echinocandica is the source of this 453-nucleotide messenger RNA. RefSeq lists its product as uncharacterized. NCBI's taxonomy places the organism in Eukaryota, Fungi, Ascomycota, Leotiomycetes, Helotiales, Pleuroascaceae. Gene Ontology annotation, molecular function: structural constituent of ribosome; RNA binding. The coding region runs from base 1 to 453 and encodes 150 amino acids. Gene Ontology annotation, cellular component: cytosolic small ribosomal subunit; ribosome. Gene Ontology annotation, biological process: ribosomal small subunit assembly; translation. The transcript has 4 exons. The record is from RefSeq and is a predicted model, not a curated record.